AACCCAUCAUCUUUAUCGGCGACUCCGCCGCGUAACAACCAACCCAUCACGGCAGUCCUCCACGCUACGCUCAUCCGCGCCACCGCCCCCGACGUGCCUCCCCCAUCCGAACCCUAGCCCCGUUGACCAGCGCGGCGACCGCCAUGGACGGCCUCGUCGCCUUCUCCCGCCGCCGCCGCCGCUGGCUCCUCCUCGCCGCGCUGGGGACGGCGUCGGCCUACGGCGCGUACAAGAUCUACCACCUCCCGGCCGUCGCCGCCCGCCGCCGCCGCCUCGUCCGCCUCGCCGCGGCCCUCGCGGCCUUCCUCGACGCCGCCGCGUCCUCCGCCGACGCGGCCGCCCUCGUCUCCUCCGACCUCGCCGACUUCGUCCGCUCCGACUCCGACGAGCUCCCCCGCAGCGUCGCGCAGCUCGCCAAGCUCGCCGCCUCCCCCGAGGUCUCCGCCACCGUCUCCGCGCUCUCCCAGGCCGUCGCGGCCGGGGUGCUCCGCGGCGUCGGCUCCACCCCCGGGGCCGGCUCCGGCGGCAAGGUGGCCCUCACGGACCGCCUCGUCGACAAGCUCUUCUCCGACUCCGGGGAGCGCCUCGCGUCCGCUGUCGCCGGGAGCUUCGCGCGCCACCUCGUAAUGGCCUUCUACUCCGCCCCGUCUCCUCCCGGGCAGACCUCCUCAUCGCCCGAUUGGGUCAACGUGGUUGCAACGGGAAAGGGGCACAAGGCGAUUAGCAGCUGGGUUGAGGUCCUCGUCGGCACCGCCGUGGGGGUGUUCAUUGACAAGACCAUACACAUCAAUACCUACGAGCAGCUCUUCGAAGGGCUCACCAAUCCAAGCCAUGACGCCAAGGUCAAGGAAUUGCUUGUUUCAGUAUGCAACGGGGCAGUGGAGACUUUGGUGAAGACCUCUCACCAAGUUAUCUCCAAGGCCAAUAGUAAAUUGGAUAAUAAUGGCAAUGGCAACAACAAUGGAAGUGGCACUGGCAGUAGCAGAGCUGGGGAAGGGUGGGUGGAGACAGUCUCUAGCACAUUGGCAGUGCCAAGCAACAGGAAUUUUGUGCUUGAUGUUACUGGGAGGGUGACAUUUGAGACGGUGAGGUCAUUUCUUGAGUUUGUGCUGUGGAAGCUGCACGAUGGGGCGAGAAAGAGUGGGGACACCGCGUUCGACAGCGGACUGCGAGCCAUGAGGUAUAUGAGUGAUAAGUCUAUGGUUGUCGCCACAAUCUGCAUAACACUGUGCCUGCAUGUGUUAAAUGGAACUCGAUUCCUGGUUACCGCUUGAACAUGCAGCCAACAGGGUGGGGGCUUUUGGCUUGUAUAAUUUGCACAUUGUUUAUGUACAAAUUGUAGCUAAAAUUGUACUGAAAAACUGUAAAUUCAACUAAAAAAAGAGCUGAAAUGGGGUAAUUUGGUUGCAAGGCUUUA
Triticum urartu is the source of this 1417-nucleotide messenger RNA. RefSeq names its product Carbohydrate-binding protein. The record is from RefSeq and is a predicted model, not a curated record. Lineage: Eukaryota; Viridiplantae; Streptophyta; Magnoliopsida; Poales; Poaceae.